Molecule: messenger RNA, 4333 nt
Organism: Rubroshorea leprosula
Lineage: Eukaryota; Viridiplantae; Streptophyta; Magnoliopsida; Malvales; Dipterocarpaceae
Source: the annotation of a GenBank genome assembly
UGAUUGGAUUCUUCCGUAGAUCCAGCUGAAGAAAGAAUUUCAAUCCCAAAAGAAAAAGCGAACUUCAUCCAGAAUGUCUCCCUUGUGGAGGAUGUAGUUUCAAUUCACACUCUUUGUUUUUCAACCUAUUUUGGUUUUCGAGUGGAGUUGUUGAAUCUGCAGAAAUGGCUGCCGUUCCGGUUGAAGAAGCAAUCGCUGCUCUGUCCACAUUCUCCUUAGAUGAUGAGCAGCCAGAAAUUCAGGGGCCAGGAGUUGUUGUGUCGAGUGAAAGAGGCGCCACUGAAAGUCCUAUUGAGUAUAGUGAUGUUUCUGCCUAUCGUUUGUCUCUUUCAGAGGACACAAAAGCUCUUGUUCAGCUGAACACUCUUGUCGAGGAGGGAAAGGAAAUGGCAUCUGUUCUUUAUACAUAUCGUAGUUGUGUUAAAGCACUUCCUCAGCUUCCUGAUUCUAUGAAGCACAAUCAAGCUGACUUGUAUCUAGAAACAUAUCAAGUUCUAGACUUGGAGAUGAGUCGGCUGCGUGAAAUUCAACGGUGGCAAGCAUCAGCUUCAUCUAAACUAGCAGCUGAUAUGCAACGUUUCUCUAGGCCAGAACGGCGAAUCAAUGGCCCUACAGUAACCCAUCUUUGGUCGAUGCUGAAGCUACUUGAUGUUUUAGUACAACUUGAUCAUCUAAAAAAUGCUAAAGCAAGCAUACCUAAUGAUUUCUCUUGGUACAAGAGGACAUUCACACAAGUUAGUGUCCAGUGGCAAGAUACUGACUCAAUGAGGGAAGAAUUAGAUGAUCUACAGAUUUUCUUAAGCACAAGGUGGGCCAUCUUACUAAACUUGCAUGUUGAGAUGUUCCGUGUGAACAAUGUAGAUGAUGUUCUUCAAGUUCUUAUAAUAUUUGCUGUUGAGUCAUUGGAAUUAGAUUUUGCUCUUUUGUAUCCAGAGCGGCACAUGCUUCUUCGUGUUUUGCCUAUUCUUGUUGUCCUAGCAACAUCAUCAGAGAAGGAUAGUGAGUCGCUGUACAAAAGGGUGAAAUUUAACAGACUGAUAAAUAUAUUCAAGAAUGAUCCAGUGAUUCCUGCGUUCCCAGACCUUCAUCUUUCUCCUGCUGCAAUUUUCAAAGAAUUGUCAAUGCACUUCCAAAAGUUUUCCAGCCAAAGUCGUCUUCUAACUCUACCAACACCUCAUGAACUUCCACCUCGCGAGGCACAAGAAUAUCCUCUGCACAUUUUGAUUUUAUUGAUGUUAAGAUCUUCUGCUCUUGCCUUAGUUUACCUUGACAAUAUUACUUAUCAGAGACAUUAUCUAAUUGUCAAUCACAUGGCAGCAAUUCGUGCUGAACAUGAUGAUUUUACAAUUCGUUUUGCUUCGUCUAUUAAUCAGCUAUUACUGUUGAAGUCAAAUGAUGUCGCAGAUGUUGAGUGGUUGAAAGAAGUUAAAGGAAAUAUGUAUGAUAUGGUUGUUGAAGGCUUCCAGCUGUUAAGCAGAUGGACAGCAAGAGUUUGGGAGCAAUGUGCAUGGAAAUUUUCUCGCCCCUGCAAGGACGUUUCUUCUCCAGAGUCACAGGAAUCCUUGACAUCUUAUUCUGACUAUGAGAAGGUGGUACGAUAUAAUUAUAAUGUAGAGGAAAGGAAAGCACUUGUGGAACUGGUUAGCUACAUAAAGAGUGUUGGAUCAAUGAUGCAGCGGUGUGACACAUUGGUGGCUGAUGCUUUGUGGGAAACAAUACAUGCUGAGGUCCAAGAUUUUGUUCAAAAUACACUAGCUACUAUGUUGCGGACUACAUUCCGAAAGAAAAAGGACCUUGCAAGGAUUCUUUCCGAUAUGCGGACUCUUUCAGCAGAUUGGAUGGCAAACACUACCAAGCCUGAAUCCGACUUUCAGUCUUUACAACAUGGAGGUGAAGAAACUAAAGGGAAUUUCUUUUAUCCAAGGCCGGUAGCUCCAACAGCAGCACAGGUUCAUUGCUUGCAGUUUCUGAUAUAUGAGGUGGUGUCUGGUGGUAAUCUUAGGAAGCCCGGGGGGCUCUUUGGGAACAGUGGGUCUGAGAUCCCUGUUAAUGAUUUGAAGCAGCUAGAAACGUUUUUUUACAAGCUUAGUUUCUUCCUGCAUAUACUAGAUUAUUCAGCAACUAUUGCAACUUUGACAGAUCUUGGUUUUUUAUGGUUUAGAGAAUUUUAUUUGGAGUCUUCUCGUGUCAUUCAGUUUCCCAUUGAAUGCUCUCUUCCCUGGAUGCUGGUGGAUCAUGUGCUCGAGUCCCAAAAUGCAGGCCUUCUUGAAAGUGUACUGAUGUCAUUUGACAUCUACAAUGAUUCCGCACAGCAUGCACUGGUUGUGCUGAAGCAGCGGUUCCUCUAUGAUGAAAUUGAGGCUGAGGUGGACCAUUGUUUGGAUAUAUUUGUUUCAAAACUCUGUGAGACUAUCUUCACGUAUUACAAGAGCUGGGCUGCCAGCAAGCUGCUUGAUCCAUCAUUCCUCUUUGCCUUGGACAAUGGAGAAAAGUGUUCUAUUCAGCCUGUGCGCUUCAAAUCACUUCUAAAGAUCACUAGGGUGAAGUUAUUAGGGAGGAUUAUUGAUCUCAGAAGCUUAAUUGCUGAACGCAUGAACAAAGUCUUUAGAGAGAAUCUUGAGUUUCUCCUUGAUCGUUUUGAAUCACAGGAUCUAUGUGCUAUAGUAGAACUGGAAAAGCUGAUUGAUGUAUUAAAGCAUGCCCAUGAGUUGCUUUCCAAAGAUCUUACAAUAGAUUCAUUCAGUUUCAUGUUAAAUGAGAUGCUGGAGAACACGUCUCUUGUGUCAUAUUCUAGCCGACUUGCUUCUCAGAUUUGGUCAGAAAUGCAAAGUGAUUUCUUGCCAAACUUUAUACUUUGCAAUACCACUCAGCGAUUCAUCCGAUCUUCUAAAGUCCCUCUUGUUCCUGUUCAAAAGCCAUCUGUUCCAUAUGCCCGGCCUAGCUUCUACUGUGGUACUCAGGAUUUGAAUUCUGCUCAUCAAAGUAUUGCACGUCUCCAUAGUGGGUUUUUUGGAAUCCCACACAUGUUUUCCAUUGUUAGACUUCUAGGAUCGAGGUCAUUGCCCUGGCUCAUUCGAGCACUCUUGGACCAUGUAUCAAAUAAGAUAGCUACACUUGAACCAAUGAUUACAGGGUUGCAGGAAGCACUUCCUAAAUCUGUGGGAUUGCUUCCUUUUGAUGGGGGAGUAUCAGGUUGUGUGAGGCUUGUUAAAGAGCAACUUAAUUGGGGGAAAAAAUCAGAGCUCAAAGGAGAGGUUCUUCGUGGGAUUAAGGAGAUUGGAAGUGUGUUAUAUUGGAUGGGCCUCCUUGAUAUUGUAUUGAGAGAAUUGGAUACCACACACUUCAUGCAAACAGCACCAUGGUUGGGUUUAAUUCCUGGUGCAGAUGUGCAAAUUUUGCAGUCCCAAGAUGGAGGUGAUAGUCCUGUUGUCAACCUCUUCAAAUCCACUACUGCUGCAAUUGUUUCAAACCCUAGGUGCUCAAAUCCCACAUCUUUCUACACCAUCUCAAAACAGGCAGAAGCCGCAGAUCUAUUGUACAAGGCUAACAUGAAUACUGGAAGUGUGUUGGAAUAUGCACUUGCUUUUACAAGUGCGGCAUUAGAUAAAUUUUGUUGUAAAUGGAGUGCAGCUCCCAAAUCAGGGUUCAUUGACAUUACAACUUCAAAUGAUUUCCAUCGUAUAUACAGUGGCCUCCAACUGGAAUAUCUGGAAGAGUCUAUUCAAUUUCCUCCAAACAAUCAUGAAGUGCUGGGCGAUUCCAUUGCUUGGGGUGGUUGUACCAUAAUAUACUUGCUUGGACAACAGUUGCAUUUUGAGCUAUUUGACUUUUCAUAUCAAGUCCUCAAUAUUGCAGAAGUUGAAGCAUUAUCAAUCGCGCAUACACACAAAGGUCCUCAUAUGAACCAGGGAUGGGAAGCCCUACUAGAAGCAAUGAAAAAGGCAAGGAGAUUAAACAAUCAUGUAUUUUCAAUGUUGAAAGCACGUUGCCCUCUUGAAGACAAAAAAGCUUGUGCCAUCAAGCAAAGUGGUGCCCCACUGCACCGGAUUAAGUUCGAGAAUACUGUUUCUGCAUUUGAAACGCUGCCCCAGAAAGGUGCUUCGGUGAGUUAAGUAAUCCCUACCAUUCUCCACUUGUCAUCAUGUAAUACGUUGCAAAUUUUUCUGGGUUGUAUUUGUUAUAUUAUUUACUAAAAUUAUGCCUGGAUUGGUACAAACUGCACAUGUUUUUCAUGCUGAGUAUAAAGAGGAUAUGACAAGGUUUUAUUCUGCGGCUUUAUUUAUAUUUUGAUUUAAUUGUAAUCUCAAUUUCAUAAUAUAACAACGUAAUUUUA